AUACCCAGCCAUUAACUUAACUACCUCCGUCAAUACGUGUUUCAAUUUCAAAAUAAAUAAACCAAGUGCUUGUUGCCAAAAACAAAAUAAGUAAAAAACUAUAAACAACAAAUAAAAUACAACAACGAUAACCAUGAGAGAUACGACGUGGCUCUUGCUCAUUUGUUUCUUAAUUGGACAAUUUUAUGUUGAUGUUUGCCAUAGUAAGCCAGCUGGCGCUGACGAGGACUAUCAAGCGGAUGACUAUGAUUACGGUGAGGUAGACGAUGAAAGCGGAAGUACAGUUGCGCCGCCGCCGCUUGUAGCGCAAGCGGAACCGGCGCCAUAUUUCGAACAGUCCGAUUUGCAUAUAGAAGCGCGGCCAGGCAGCGAUGUUAUACUCAACUGCGAUGUGCGCAAUUUUGGAUUGCGAAAUGUGGUGAUGUGGUAUAGAAACAGCACAAUAUUGUCCACUGGCCAGAACUCCAUAAACGAUCAAGAGGAAGUGUUGAAGAACAACUCGUUGCGCAUACGCAGCGUUACCAAGGAGCAUGCCAAUGAUUAUUAUUGCGUCGUGUUGCCGCAGAACGUGCGACAGCAUACACAACUGCGUGUGAGUCCUCGGCUGUCGAUCCUUUGCGACGAUCGCGAUGUUACGGAUCGCUCGCAGACGUUCAAGCAGGGAGACCAUCACAAGCUCGUCUGUCGCACGUUCUUGCCCAACAAAGCGGAAAUCAAAUGGUCCUUCAAUGGCCAACGCUUGGAGAGCUCGUCGAAUGAGCUGGAGAAUGGCGUCAUUACCUUGGACAAUGUGGAUGAGUCGAAUGUGGGUGUUUAUCAGUGCCUGGGCGAUGAUGGCAGCUCGGAGCCAGCUCAUGGCAUGGUCCACAUUGAUGUGCAGUAUAGUCCCAGGGUCUCCACGCAUCGUCAUCAUGUCAACACUCAAGAGGGCAGCAGCGCUGAGCUCUAUUGCGAUUAUCGCGCCAAUCCCAUUGCCAUUUUCUUCUUCACCAAGGAUGGCAAGCCGCUGACAGUUUCGGAUAAAUACUCGCUGCGGGAUUCAGUGCACAAGGCGCACAAUCGCACCACGUUGAUCAUUAAGCAUGUGCAGGACAGCGAUCUGGGCGAGUAUCUGUGCAAUGUGGAGAAUUCCAUUGGCUCCAAUCAGGCGCACAUUGAGCUCAGCUACAAUCCGGAGACGCCGCAGUUCGAAAGCAUCAACAUUGAUGGCAAUGUGGUCACCAUGCAUUGGCUCGUGCGCAGUCUUCAGCCGCUCUCCGAAGCUAUGCUCGACUAUAAAUUCAAGGGGUCCUACUCCUGGAGCACUGUCUCUGUUAUACAGACGCGACGUCAUGAGACGGAUAGCGGCUUUUGGAAAAUCACACACCAAAUGGAAUUGACACCAGGUGUUUGGCAUGCGCGCGUUAAGACGAAGAAUACGCACGGCUGGUCGCACUUCUCGCCAGACCAUGACUUUGUUAUCAAGGAGCAAGAUGAUAUAGAUGCCAGCGAUAUCGAUGAUGGCGAGCUGCCGCCGGAUGAUCUGGUGCGUGCCGGCAUUGGAGGAGGCGGAGGAGGCAGCAAAAAGAAUGUGGCGUCAGCUUUAAGCGUGUGGCCAGUUCUCAUGUUCAUUAGCUUUGGAGCUAUGCUGCUGCGAGCUUAAAUGUUUAAUUUUUGUUUUUGUUUUGCUUUUGCUAUGCCUUGACCUGGGCACCUGGACACUAGCAGCUUAAUUAUAAGAUAAAGC
This is a messenger RNA of Drosophila busckii, 1726 nucleotides long. RefSeq names its product lachesin. Gene Ontology annotation, molecular function: cell adhesion molecule binding. Gene Ontology annotation, cellular component: cell-cell junction. The record is from RefSeq and is a predicted model, not a curated record. The transcript has 7 exons. NCBI's taxonomy places the organism in Eukaryota, Metazoa, Arthropoda, Insecta, Diptera, Drosophilidae. Gene Ontology annotation, biological process: cell-cell adhesion. Bases 134 to 1642 code for a protein of 502 amino acids.